UUGAUAAAAACUAAACAACCCUCCACGCCCUGCAGUCUCUGGGAAGUUUCUCCGCAUUCCUGCCAUACACAUACACACACACACACACACACACACACACACACUAAUAUAUAUAUAUAUAUACAGACAGACAGACAGCUGGAAGGAACCACACACUGAGGCUGGGACUUUAAAGGCAGUGGUGGUGUGGACCUGCUGUAGGAGCCUCACCAUCAACAUCCUGCCAGUCUCACCAUGAGUAAGGCAGGUGCUGAUGAAGGUGGAGGAGCUGGCGGUGGCGGCAGUGAAAAAGCCUUGCAGCAGGCGGAGGAUGACACUCCCGAGGGAAAGUUCCCGGGAAAACUGAGCGCCGUCAUCAGCGGACCGGGCUGGACCAAGGUCACCUGCCCCUGCUGUGCCACAGAAAGGGUGGAGCCACUCGUUCUGGUGAAGCUCGGAGCGAAUGUUCGGCCCGAGACCAAGAGGUGGCUCAUCAAGCUGAUUGGAGCUUCUCAGAAAGAUGGAGGUGCUGGUUUAUUGGCUCACCCGGGUGAAGACGCCAGUGGCGACAUCAUCGUGGUCGCCGCUCCUCGCUGCACGUUACUGCGAGGCGCCGAGGAGUUGGGUCUGUGUAAGACGUACCAGAGCGGGGACAUGGAGGCGUUCUCCUACAACGACAGAGACAACUUUAAAGAUUCAGACAACACGGAAGUGUUCCUGACUCUGGCCGAGCGACAGUUCAUGGUGAAGUACGAGCUGGACGGUCUACGGGCGCAGAGGGACCUGAGGAUCCCCGGGCUGACGGACGGCCGUGCGCUGCAGAACCGAGACAACGUCUGGCAGAAGCUCGGCUCGGCUGGUGUCAUCGUGGACACGUUUCCUCUCCACAACCCGGAGCAGCUGAAGGAGCUGAGUGAAGCCUGGUACUCUGGGAAUCAGCUGGUUCAGCCGCUGGAUUCAGUCAACGGGUAUUUUGGAAGCUCUGUGGCUUUUUACUUCAGCUUCCUGGAUUUCUACACCUGGUCUCUGCUUCCACCCGCCAUUCUGGGUCUGUCCAUCACAUACUUCUCAGGUGAGGCACAGAAGGAGGUGGUGGACUCAGUCUCGGGCGCGCAGGUCGAGGAGGAGGAUGAAGAUCACGGUCACAGCGGUCACAUGAUCCAGGCGGUGUUCAGCAUGCUCUGGUCCACGGUUUUCAUGGAGCUGUGGAAGCGCAGGAGCUCGUCCCUGUCCUACCGCUGGGGGACCCUGCACCUCGCCGAGCGCUUCGCCGAGCCCAGGCCUGGGUUUCACGGCGACCUCGGGGUGAACCCUGUGACGGGUCGCGUGGAGCCACUGUUUCCUGGCUGGCAGAGAGACCUGCGUAUGGCGCUGGUGUCGAUUCCUGUGGUGGGGCUGUUUCUGGGGCUGGUGAUUCUGGGGAUGCUUGGCUUCUACUGGGGUGAGGCCCAGGUUCAGCAGCUGCACACUGACUGGGACUCACUGGUGUCACAGACGUUGCUCUACAUGCCCUCGGUGCUGCACAUCGUCUACACGAACAUGCUGGCCACUGUUUACAAGACGGUGGCCCGGGCUCUGACUGAAUAUGAGAACCACAGAGAGGAGUCGUCCUUCGAGAAGCACCUGACAGCUAAAGUCUUGGUGUUCACCUUCUUCAACUAUUUUGCUGUGCUCUUCCACAUUGCCUUCUUCAAACAGGACGUGCCUUUGCUCCGAAAGCGUCUGGCGUCGCUGCUGAUCGUGUCGCAGCUGGUGAACCAGGUGACAGAGGUGGCCAUACCGUUCCUGGUGGACCGCUUCAUCAGCGCCCCCCAUAGGGCAGAGAGUGAAGACGACCCCCAGGAGGACAAAUUCAGGAAGCAAAGCACCCUCCCCGUUUUCCCCGGUCUGUUUGCAGAGUACAUCGAGCUCCUGGUGCAGUUCGGGUACCUGAGCCUCUUCUCCUGCGUGUACCCUCUGACGGCCGUGCUGCUGCUCGUCAACAACAUGACGGAGAUCCGCUCGGACGCCUACAAGAUCUGCAAGCUCUUCCGCAAACCGUUCACGCCGCCCGUGGCUAACAUGGGCGUGUGGCAGCUCGCAUUCGAGGUCCUGAGUUUUGUCUCCGUCGUGUCCAACUGCUGGCUGCUGCUGCUGUCGCCACGGUUACAGGGCCUGUGUCACGAGGCCGGGAUGAGCAGCACAAACAUUCUUUUGUCAGCUGUUUUGGUCGAGCAUUUUCUCAUUUUGGUCAAAGUCGUCCUGUCGGUCCUGAUCCCAGACGAACCGGACUGGAUCCGAAGAAAGAGAGAGCAUAUAGAGUUCACGUCCAUGGAGGCUCUGAAGCUACAGAAGCUGCAGCCUGACGAGUCGUGAUUUCACUUCGACUAGAAAAGAUACUACUGUGCAGAACCAUCGUCAGUGUUGUGUCCACGCUCCGCUGCAGGGCCUACCAUAUUAUACAGUAUAUAUAUAUAUGUAUAUAUAUAUAUAUUUAUAUAUAUAUAUAUGUACAUAUACACACACUGCUCUGCUUUAACGCUCACUGUGUGUUCACCGUUGAAGCCUUUUCUGCUCUGCUCUGCUCUCUCAUCACCAAAUGUGCUCAUUAUUAUACAUUUGAACCUGGAAUUGCACCUUUACAUCACUCACAAGGUAAAGAAAAAAGUGUCGCCUCCCCCUUUAUAUUUAAUAUUAGACAGCGAAUGAAAUGUAAUGAUAAUUAUUAUUAUAAUUAUUGCACUUAAAAAUAUUAUGUCUCAGUAUAGAAGGGAUUUGUUCAGAUUUAAUUGAUAUAUAAUUAAGAUUAAGUGAGGGACUAACACGAAACAGUAUAAAUUCCUCGCUCUUUGCUACCACCUGGUGGUCAACUACAGCCUGAUGAAUAUUCCUUCUUUCAGCAGUAUUGUAUUAUGUUACAUCAUAGUUCCUCCUCAGCGUGGGUCACUGCGGUCGUCAUAGUUGGGGAUUUUUACGCGACACAAACAAGGAAACUUUAAAAAAUGUUUCUCAAACCCGGAAAUUACUAAAAUGAUUGAGUUGGAAUGAUUUCUUUGUCAUGUGGAGCAAAGAAACGAAGAAAAUAUUCACAUUUUUGAAGCUAAAACAAUCAAAAAUCUUGUUUUUAUCAUGAAAAAAGCCUUCUCAAAGUAGCUUAAGAUGAAUUUAGUAAUCGAAUAAUCGAGUCAUUGUUUCAGCUCUAGUGUAUAGUUCCUGGAAAAAUAAGACAUUACUUAAACCUCAUAAGUAUUUAUUCAAAUCUAUGGUACAUCAUUUACAGCAAGUAUCGGGGGAUUUUAGGUUGUAAUGAAAUGCCAAAAAUAAUCCUGGUUUUAUUGUCCUUAGGGGCAAAUUCAUUUCAAAUUCAUGUGUUUCAUCAAAUAAAAACAAAAAAGGUAUUAUUAUUAUUAUUAUUAUUAUAAUAUAAUAAUUGAUACUGUCUUUUCCCCCUUAUUAGAAUUACUUUUAUUUGCACACACACACACAGUAAGUAAUCCCACUAUAGUUAAAGGAACAUCAAAUAUAAUCUGAGUCUCAAAUGUGGAUCAACCAAAGAACCUUUAUAUGCUUCGUUGUUAGGAAUAUCUUAUUUUUUUAUGCCUUUAUUUUUAUAUUCACCUUAUCAGGCUCUGCGUGCCUUUAAGAAGUGACUGCUUGACUUCACUGAGUUGCAGAAACUCAUUUAAUCUCAUACAGAGUGAGUGUUGCUUCAUAUAAUGAACGUACAGCUGACGCCACAGCGGGAACGACCACCGUGUAUUGUUUAUUAAAUAUAAAGUAUAUCCUGCUGUAAGUUAUUGUUGUUUUUUUAAGGAGGUAGUAUUUCUUUACAGCCACCAGGAGGCACUAUACGCUUGUAUUUACAGUCAGUAUCCAGCUCUCCACAGGCCCUGGUGGCUGCAGCACAGAUGCUCAUCUGUGGUGUGAGGCGCCCCCUGCUGGCUGCUGUUGUACAUUUUCACGACUGGUGUGUGUGUGUGUGUGUUUGUGUGUGUGUGUGUGAGAUCUGAAAUACAGGUGGCAGUGUUGCUUGUUUGUCCCUAAAAUGAAAUAAAUAUGUACAAAAACUUCA
Molecule: messenger RNA, 4030 nt
Organism: Solea solea (common sole)
Lineage: Eukaryota; Metazoa; Chordata; Actinopteri; Pleuronectiformes; Soleidae
Gene: ano10b
Product: anoctamin 10b
Exons: 16
Coding region: 235-2334 (699 amino acids)
Biological process (GO): chloride transmembrane transport
Cellular component (GO): plasma membrane
Molecular function (GO): chloride channel activity
Source: RefSeq, a predicted model, not a curated record